Spirodela intermedia is the source of this 6631-nucleotide messenger RNA. The record is from the annotation of a GenBank genome assembly. NCBI's taxonomy places the organism in Eukaryota, Viridiplantae, Streptophyta, Magnoliopsida, Alismatales, Araceae.
AUGCCUCUCUAUAAAAGAACAUAUUUUCCUCCAGUGAAGCAACCCGAGGGUUUGGAUCCUGAUGAACUUGUUUUCCAAGUUCGUUUUACAAAAGAAAUAUUCAGAGACUACCAGUAUCCUUUUUGAAUUUGUUCAUAAUGCAUGAUUCUCACGAGCUUGGCUUUCUAUGAUUUUUUAUUCGGAAUUUUUCUUUAUUGAGCUCAUAUUAUUAGUUUUUUGUCAUUUUCCAGGGGAUACAUUUUAUUGUGCUCUUUGAUUUUGAUACCCAAUGAUACUGCUUACUUGAUGACGCUUUCCUAUUUAUCAAUGCGGUUUUUUAUCAAUUUGACUUCGGCUACCCUAAAAAAAUAAUUGAUUUGAGAGAGUGGGGCUAAUCUCACAGUAUUAAUUGGAGAUUAAUUUUUUCCCUAAGUAACUAUUUUUUUUCGUCAGAUAUAGCGAUAUAGAUUUUUUUUGCUGUGCUGACAUUCCAUGAAAUUUUCACUUUUCAAAGAAGAGUGUAUAAGUUUUGACAGUAAGAAUGGAAAAAUCUCACCUGAAAGAGUUGAAAUCAAACGAGAAAAAUAAUAAAAUAUGAAUAUUUCUCAUGAGAAUUUGAUGUGUACCAACUGAGAGACGAUGGAUCCUCCAAUGGCGCAGUGUACUAAAUUUACAGUAGAAAAGAUUUGGUGUAACAUGAACAGAUGAAAGAGCAGAGGAUUAGAUGGACCCUGCUUUGGAAGGUAGGGAACCAGAUGUGAAGGAUGAUUCCAUUAUAUAUAUAUAUAUAUAUAUAUAUAUAUAUAUAUAUAUAUAUAUAUAUGGAUACACGUAUAUAUAUGUGUGUAUAUAUAUGUAUAUAUAUUCUCCGGUUUUGUACUGUCUACGUUUUUGUAAACCAUUAUACUCUCUGAGAUAAGAGUUAUGACCUCCAUAUUCGAUGUUUAAUUUGUAAAAUCAUCCCCAGGGGUUCCAAGUGGAUUCUACAGAAGCUAACAUGUAAAAGAGCUCUUGUCAUUGGGAUUCACAUAAGUAAUCUAGAAGAGUUAAAGACAUCAUGGGAAGCAAACGAAAAUACAAAGCUCAGAGGGCCCACAUUAGUUAAAUGCCAACAGGAAACUUGAUUUCUCUAAUCUUUUUUUCUAGUCCUGUAACCAUGAAGACCUCUGAAGUAAGGGAACAUAUGCCAUUGUCAUAAGCCUUUUAACUGGACUAGAGCAUAAUCAAUGAGGAAAGGAUGCCCAGAGAGUGGUUGCAUAAGGAGAACAAGGCCAUAAAGAGAGGUACCCAUGGUAUUGUAAAUAAUUAAAGCAGACAUGGCACCUUCUCCUGAGUGACUUGGAGUUGAGAGAUAUGUAAGUGAGUACUGGUAAAUUUUAUUAGUUUUAUUUUGGGUUAGCAUACACUCCAAAGUUGAACAGUUAUCCAAAAGAUCCUUAAAGAAUGUAAAUAGAUAGUAAAUCUAAUUUGUUAUCCAUGCAUGCAAACGGAUUAAGUAUACUCUUUAGUGUGAAAUUUCCUUGAAUCAAGAUUAGGGAAUAUCUAAACAGGUUGAACUUCUAUCGCCAGAGGGUAUGGACUUGUAAGGCGACUGGGAAAACUAACUUGACUUAUGAAGAAGCUUUGGUAUCAGAGCAUCGUGCAAGUGAGAAGGUUCAACAAAUUCCGAAAGAAUUAGCAGCUCCCAUACUGCAAGAAGUUCAAUACAGUAAGAGAUUUGAAUUAUAUUUAUCCCUCAUUUUUCUUGUUCUUCCGUUUAUUUCAUGUAUAAGGUAUUUCGCUGCUUGGGACAUUUAAUGCAAUAUCCUGUAUUACUUUUGAUUGUGAUACGAUUGUUUGUGAAGGUUGGGGGGCACCUUCGCUUCGCUUCAUCUUUUUUUUUUUUUGGGACAGUAAAAGUGUUUAGAAAUGGCUGUUGAGUGCCACCUAGUUCUUGCCAAAAGUCUGGGUGAGGAUGUAAUCUUUUUGUGCGUUUAAGUUGGAUAGUGUUUUCUCGACAUACAGUUAACUGUAGUACAACUGUAAGUCAUUGAUGUUUAGAGAUUCGAUAUUCUUGCUGUUCAAACUUUGAUAAGAACGUUAAUAAAAACACAAUAUUGAGAUGUAGGUAUCAUUGUUCUAUUCGCAGAUGGAAAGAGCAGAGAAGAAUGUUUAUGUAUAAUAAGGUUCAAAAAAUUUCUGUCAAUCUUAUCUGUUUGACGGAUAGCUCAGAUGUCUAGUUUGCUUCUUGUUGUGAGAUAAUGUAGCUUCAAGGAUCAUUGAAUUUAUUACAGUGUUAGUCAAGUGAAGACCAAUGAAGCAUACCAUUUCCAUUUUAACUUUUCCUUGAGGUCCAAUAAAUUUUCUGUGGAAGCGAAAUUACCAUUUCAGCCUUUGACGCUUGAUAAGAAUCUCUUAAGCAUUCGUUAAUUCUUAAGCGAAGUUUUUCGCCAAGCUUGAGGCUUGGUGAAAAUUUUAAUAUAUUGGCCUGUUAGGGAAAGCAAAGAGGGAAGUAACCAGUCCCUCUUAGCAGUCCUCUAGUAAAUUGAAAAGGCUACACAAGCACGCGCAUUCUCACAUAUUGAUUGAAUUAAAAAGUGUGCAAUUCGGGUUGUACCUUUCUUUUAUUAGCAUUUACUCCAUCAACAGUUAGAAAUUAACCUUUUUUUGUCGUUUACUGUUUCUUCAUCCAUAUCCAGCAUUGGCUUUGAGAUUCUCAUCUCUAUUUACUUAUUUCAUUUGAUAUCAACUCAACUGAAUACCAUUAUUCACCACUUUCGUAGAGUACACAUCCAAACAUUACUUCUAGCCUUUAUUUACUUGCUCCAAUCGUAGCCAAUUAUAGCCAAUCAUUACAAUUUUAGUUCAGGGGAAAAAAAUAUCCGAGUUCCUAACCCCAACAAAUACUGCAUUGGUUUAACCAGGUCGAAGUUGGCCGGAUGGAAGGGUGGGUAGAUUUAGAGGGUGUUAAAUAAAACAAAUUCUGGCUCGUUUUCGUCAGAGUCACUUGUGAUAUCAGCUAAGGGCUGCGGAUGCCAAAUAAUCCCCUGGAUUUUUUUGGUGACUAUGACCAAUUUAAUUCCAACUUGGAUUUGUUAGUUGUGCAAAACACGGGUUCUAUCCUAGUGCGAGUUGCUCUUUGCAGCAAAGGGAUGGGUGUGCUAAGAAGUCACACAAAAUUUGGUGAAAAAAUGAUGUAAUGUAUAUUUGUGAGCUUCACUGGUGUUCUCAAACGUGUAUCUAAAAAUAAGAUCACAGGGCACCUCCAGUGGAACGCAGAGGCGCCAAAGCCAUGGAUAAGAACCCCUCACGAUAGGACAUCUAGAUGACACUUGGAAGACAAUGCCUGAGUUUACCAUCCUUGUAAGUUCGCAUCAAAUAUCCAUCAAUCAAUUGUACUUCAAGAGAGCAAUUCUCACAUCACUCUAACAAUUUUUCAUACCUUGUGACGGAAACGAUGGUAUCCCUCUGAAUACUAGUUGUUGAUGCCAUAUCAGCAUUGUCCCUUGGCAAUUUUGGUUGUUUAUAGGGAUUUGGGUUUCUUUACUUGGGGAUUAUAUUCCUUCAAGGUUUUAAAUUUACAUCUUCUGAUAAGAAAUCUUGUGGCCUGUUUCUUUUUUUCUUUUGGAAUCUAAUUGCAUGAUGUGCUAACAUGGAUUUUCUCUUUUUUUGCCAUUGACGUGAGCGAUUCCUAUGCGAAAUUAGCUGCUCAUGACUGUGCUUUCAGAGUUUACAGCGGUAUCAUUAAGCUCAGAUAUUCCUUUACCCACUUGAGGAUGAUUGAUAUCACCAAAUUGGGCAUAGUACCUUAUGGCUAAUCUCACUUCAUGUUUGAACCUUUUGAUUUUGUUGAAAUAUUUGAACAAGGAAGCUUUAUGAUGUUGCAGCUUGGUUUUGGAGAUUCUCAUGUCGUAAAAUCGCACUGUUCUGUAGAUACACGUGGGUGUUUGCUUAUGUCCAUGAGGACAUUGUCAGUUGGUCUCCAUUUUUGUUGUCCUUCAUUAUACAAUAUAUUCUAACUAGUUCGUUUCUGUUAUUGAUCCAGGCACACUAAAGUUGAAGGACCUUGUUAAUUCAGUCUCUGCAAAGCUGUUGGAGCGCCUGUUUAAGGGUGCAGACCUUUAUGCACAGAAAGGACAGUCUGUUUGUGCAUGCAGGAUCUUAGAAAUUCUCGAAGAUGAUGACAAGAUUCGUUAUAAAGUAGGUUGGUUUGGGAAGGAUAAGGAGAUCACGAGCAUUUCAGUCGUUGAUUCUGAGGAUCUCGUGCGCAAGAAACUACCAUUCAGUCGGAGCACUCUGAAAUCAUUUAUAAGGGAAGCUACCUCAAGAAGUGGUCCUUGGGUGAUUCACGAGAAUAUGGCAAAGAAACAUGGUAUUUCCUCUGAUCCUCCUGAAGAGUUGAGAAAUAAGCUCUCAGUUCAGAAGGGUCAACACCGUAUGCACGGUGGCCAGAAAAAUAGUGGCAAGAAAAGAAGAAAAUCAGAGUAUGUGUCAGGGGAAAGAUCGACUCUGAUGCAGAAAAGGGCGAAGAGAGGUAUUUUGAUGAAGUUGAGGUUUGAUUUCCUUUUGACACGUACAUUUUUUGCUGCUCCGUUGGGUUAAAUAUGAAAUAAUAAUAUGCCGUAAUUCGGAUGCUGCUUUGGAUCAUAGGCCUAUAAAGAAGAUAACCUAUUCGUACUGGUUUAAGUUAAUAUGAAACUUUCUUAGUUUCUAUCGCACAGAUUUCUUAUCCCUGUGGCUAUCAUUUGCCACUAUUUGUGCAACUUUUUGUGUUGUGCUGUCCAAAGUUAUACGAGGUAGAGUCGAGGGAUGGUUUCUGAUUGGGCUUUUUAUGUAUAUGUCCUUUGUUUUCCAGGAGAACAGCAAAGGGAAGAACUCAUCAGAUACCCAGUCGAUGAUCUUUUGGUUAAGCCAGGGACAGAUGAUCCAGUUUUUACUGAACGUCCCACUCCGUGCAGGGAAUUCUGUGUGCCAAUGGACUGUGUGGGAGACCUUUUGAUGGUCUGGGACUUCUGCUCCUCAUUUUGUAGGUUGCUGCGCUUGUGGCCAUUCUCCCUUGAAGAUUUUGAAAAGGCAAUAUGCCACAAAGAUAGUGACUUGGUUUUAGUUGUAGAGUCUCACACUGCAAUACUCCGGUUAAUUAUCCAGAAUGAAGGAGACUUUUUCGAGGCCGUGCAACAGAAAAGACGAAAAUCGAAGGUGAGAAGUUGAAUUCAUCCAUGUGGAUGAGAGUAAGAAUGAAUAUUCUCUAUGCUAUUUUUACGUCUUGUUGUUCUUAAUUUUCAUUUUUCCCAUGUCAAAUUUCAGAUAACGCAGACAAACUGGAUCGAGUUUUUAUGUGACUUCCUGGAAAUGGUGGACAUUCCAGCGCUAUCUGGGCAUGUGGCUACGAUAAAAAGGGGCCACUAUGGUCUUCUGGAUCCCCAGGUGAAGCUGGUCAUCUUUCGAGAACUGGUUGCAGAGUCUCUGAUAACUGAUGCUGUGAGAGAGCAGCUAGAUGAGUACAUCGAACAGCAACGAGAGCUUGGGAUUACAAAGAGGGAGGAGCUGAGGAGGAAGAGGGAGGAGCAACAGCCCAAAGCAGAAGAAUCUGAGGCAGCAGUGAGGUUAGAAUCUGUUGUACAGAAUGGGAAGGGAAAAUUGUCCCUUUCAGAGGUUCAGAGAAAACUUAAUCAGAAUGGCUUACCAGCCAACGGAUUCCACAUCUUGGAAAAUGGGUAUAGAAUCCCGGAGCUGGAUCAUCCUUCUUCGUCUCUGCUUAAGUUUGACCAGAAGCCUUACAUUUUGUCAACCUUACCAUCUGAGUUUUCUGCAGAUCCAGGGAACGUAAGGUGAGCAACUCAACGAAAUUCAUUAAAGGGGCUCAAUCUGAUGGCCGAGGCAUUGAGGACGGCAAGAAACAGAGACGAAGCAAGAAGGAUAAAGAGAGGGAACCAGAAGAGAAGAGCGUGGGAGAGCAGCUGGUACAUGUGAACCGUCUCCCUCUACUCUUCACCCCUCAGCAAUUCCUCUCCGCCACAUACACACUGAAUGAAUUGAGUAUAUUGCAUUGGCUAACACUGCAGAUUGGGCACAUCGAUAGUGAGAUGGAGAAACGGUUUAUACGUUCGAAUGCUUUGGGGAAAGAUCGAAACCACAACAGAUACUGGUUCUUCCGGCGUGAUGGGAGACUUUUUGUCGAGAGUGCUGACUUUAAGCAGUGGGGCUACUACGCUUCCAAGCAAGAGGUGAUCAAGCGGACUUUUUGCCCAGAAAACCGUCAAACUCGCUCUUGAUUCAGCUCGUAGCAGCUUCUUACUCUUUCUAUCACCUUCCCAGCUUGAUGCGCUCAUGGGAUCGCUCAAUCCAAAAGGGGAGAGAGAGAGGGCGCUCAAAAGGCAGCUGGAGAAAUAUUACACCAGAAUAAGGUAUCCAUCUACUAGUUGCUUCAGUUUUCCUUUAAUAGACUAUUUCACCAUCUCCUCUCCGUCUGAGUUCGAUUCUUUCUCCGUAUGUAUCCUGUGAAAACUCCGUUUCUCUCAGUUCUGCGCUGCAGAAGAGAUCAAAGGACAUCGCCCAGAGGAUCCUCCUGGAGGAGUCGGUGCUUCGGCGGUCCACUCGAGUUCGUGCGCAGCCGAGGGACAGCCCCGGCAUGGCUUUCCUCAGGUACAUCAACAAGUGGAAAGAAGACUGA